Molecule: messenger RNA, 3088 nt
Organism: Anopheles gambiae (African malaria mosquito)
Lineage: Eukaryota; Metazoa; Arthropoda; Insecta; Diptera; Culicidae
Product: T-box protein H15
Exons: 5
Coding region: 634-2457 (607 amino acids)
Biological process (GO): regulation of transcription by RNA polymerase II; heart development; cell fate specification
Cellular component (GO): nucleus
Molecular function (GO): RNA polymerase II cis-regulatory region sequence-specific DNA binding; DNA-binding transcription factor activity, RNA polymerase II-specific
Source: RefSeq, a predicted model, not a curated record
UCGGCGAUGAUGAAUGAAAUUUAGUUCCAAACUAGUUGUCAGUCCGUUCAGUACGCGCAUUCCUCUCGAGCGGUGGGUUUCGUGUGUUUCUGCCCAGCUCCGUUUCCUUUCCUUGCUACGUCUUGCACUGUUUGCGUGUGUUUGUGUGCGUCUGUGUGCAAGAGAGUGUGUAGUUGCAUUUUCCUGUGUGUUGCCCUCGCGUCGGUCGGAGACGGAACGGAGUCAAUUCGGAAGUCACAGUCUUGGAAAACGGUCGAACGUAUCGGAACGCGAAAAACGAAAACAGUCUUAAGGCAAGGGAUCAGCUUGAACGGUUCAACAACGAAGCUAUGUACAUGUAAAGUGAAAAACGAACACAAAGCUCUCUGUAUAUGAGCUUUAAGUUUUGCGUGUGUUGAAUAAAGAAAAGCCUGCAGUGCUUUGGUGAAUUGUGAAAAAUCCAAAACGCUGUGCUCAUGAUAGGAAGAAAAAGUGUAAAGUGAAUCAUUUUAAAAGAAGCUACCGACUCCUGCUAGUGUUUCUACCUGAGUUUGAUAAUCAUUGUUGUUGGGCAAAGGGCAAACAAAUAUUGCAAAACUAUUCGAAACUGCGCGGCACGGGCACGAGCUCACCGUGAACGAAUCUUGGAGGAGGAUGCUUCUGGAGGCGGCCCACGGCAACAAUCACAACCCGCACCACCACCAUCCCCAUCUGCUGCAGCAGCCCGUGCCUCAUCCGCCCCACCACCACCACCCACUGCAUCCACAGCAUCCGCAUUCGCAGGCGGCAGCAAUGGUGGCGGCGGUGCAGGCGGCGGCCGCCCUAACCGCGGUCAAAAGUGCGACCAACUUCUCGAUCGCGGCCAUCAUGGCGCAAGGAAACAAUAACGCCAACGGGAACAACAACAACAACAACAACAACAACAAUGUCAUCGUUGGUAGCAAUCCGGGCGGCAACAGCGGCUCAGCAACACCGCCGGCCAACACACGGCUCGAGGAGAGCAAUUAUCGUCCACGGUCACGCACCCCGGAACGUUCGUCCGAGGCGGCCGAGGAGGAAAUCAACGUCAACGUGGAAGAUUGUAGCGAUUCCGAGGAGAGCACGGAGCAGCCGCGGGAAACACAUUCGCGGACCGCUUCCACACCGGCCAGCGUAUCCGACGAGGAUCGCCUAUCGCCCGAGAUUGCACAGAAAGCACCCAAAAUUGUUGGUUCGUGCAAUUCGGACGAUCUGCGACCGGUGCAGUGCCAUCUCGAAACGAAGGAGCUGUGGGACAAGUUCAACGAGCUCGGCACGGAAAUGAUCAUCACCAAGACGGGAAGACGCAUGUUCCCAACCGUUCGCGUAUCGUUCUCCGGUCCAAUGCGCCAUCAGACGGCGGCCGAUCGGUACGCCGUACUGCUCGAUAUCAUUCCGCUCGAUAACCGGCGCUACCGUUACGCGUACCACCGCUCCGCCUGGCUGGUGGCGGGCAAGGCCGACCCACCGCCGCCCGCUCGCCUCUACUCCCAUCCGGACACACCGCUCGGGCCCGAUGCGCUGCGGCGGCAGGUGAUCUCGUUCGAGAAGAUCAAGCUCACCAACAACGAGAUGGACAAGACGGGCCAGAUCGUGCUGAACUCGAUGCACCGCUACCAGCCCCGCAUCCAUCUGGUGCGCAUCGGACCGAACCAAUCCGUACCGACCAGCCCGGCCGAGCUGCAGGAGCUCGAUCACAAGACGUUCGUCUUUCCCGAGACGAUCUUUACGGCUGUGACGGCGUACCAGAACCAGCUCAUUACGAAGCUGAAGAUCGACUCGAACCCGUUCGCCAAGGGUUUCCGCGACUCGUCCCGGCUGAAUGACUUCGAUCGUGAUCCAAUGGAAUCGUUCCUACUAGAGCAGCAUCUCCGAUCUCCACUCCGGCUGUUCCCCGACCAGGUAAUGGCCCAGCUCGGAGGGGCCGGUGGUCCACCCUCGAUGCAAUCGAACGACCCUUCCGUCCUGCUGGAGAAGGCUCGUCAGCAGCUCCAUCUGUGGGGCAACCCUUCGGCCGCCUACAGCGAGCUGAUGCUGCAGCAGCUCUACCACCAGCGGCCCAACUUCGGACUGAACUUUGGGCCACUGUGGCAAAGCCAGUGGCCGACCCAGCUGCCACCCGGCUUCCUGCCCAACGUAGCGCCGCCGCCGGCACACACACCGGCCAUGCAGGGCGUUGCGGCUGCCGCUGCUGCCGCUGCCGCCGCUGCUGCCGCCGCCGCCAACUCCGGCAAUGGUGGUGGUGGUGGUGGUUCCAGUUCCUCGUCCCCUUCGGCAGCGCCUCCAUCGGGACCGUCGGUUUCGCCGGAAGUGCGGCCGAAAUCGUUCGCCCGCUUCACACCGUACCAGAUUCCGCAGCAUCCUGGUUCGCCUGCACCGCCCGGCCCGCCCGGCCAUCCGCACCAUUCGCCUGCAGCACGGUCCGGUUCGCCCGGCUCGUCUCGAUCUCCUUCGCACUAAAAGAACACCCCUAGCCGGUAUCGGUGCAUGUACGUGCGUGUGUAUGAGUGUGUGUGUGUGUGUGUGUGUGUGAAUGUGUGUUUAUAGCUUUUUUGUUGAUCUCGGCGGACAGGGAAGCUAGAAACCACACGCAAUUCGUGAUAGUGUCCGGGGAGCGCAUCCCGCGGCAAGUGUAUUAGUAUUAGUGUGCACACUAGAGAGGCUUCAGUUGAGUUUUAGUGAGUUCGUUUAUAGUGGUUGUUUAUUGUAAUUAUUAGUUUCUCAAUAGCGCAUAGCCGUACCGACCUAACCUAAUCGACACGUAGCCAAUGUUAAUCGUCAUUCGCGCCAGGAUCGUUUUGUUUCCUACGUUUUCCCCCCACACGACACUACCCCGAUUCACCCGAGCCCCUUCGCAACGAAAGCAAGACGAGCAAGGGUUUGUUGGAAAAGAUGUCUUUUCUUGCCUUCCGAGUCUGUAUUGGUGUGAGAGAUUUGUUCGGAAUCGGGUAAUUGUAGUCGAAUGAUGCUGUAAAUACUGUCCUAUCCUUCUGUACAUAUACAUCACUGGUGCACGUUUCGGCGCAGCCCGCAAAUCUCAAAUCAUACGGAAAAAUAAAAAUCAUUAUUUAAAAAUCAUAGCCAAUAGAAA